Messenger RNA from Kockovaella imperatae, 1188 nucleotides. RefSeq names its product DHS-like NAD/FAD-binding domain-containing protein. NCBI's taxonomy places the organism in Eukaryota, Fungi, Basidiomycota, Tremellomycetes, Tremellales, Cuniculitremaceae. Gene Ontology annotation, molecular function: histone deacetylase activity, NAD-dependent; NAD+ binding. The record is from RefSeq and is a predicted model, not a curated record. The transcript has 4 exons. Bases 1 to 1188 code for a protein of 395 amino acids.
AUGUCACCGGAAUCCGAAUCGUCGAGCGAGGGUUCUAGUCCAAGUCGCUCAGUCAAUGUAGGUUCUCACAUAUGCUCUGCUGACCUGGAGCACCUCCCCGACGAUGCAUCCAUAGCCUCACGGACAGGUGACGCUGCCUUGCGCAUCGUCGCCCAGCUCAUCAAGAAUGGAAAGGCCAAACGCAUCGUCGUUCUUGCCGGUGCCGGCAUGUCAACCUCUGCAGGUAUUCCCGACUUUCGAUCCCCGGGCACAGGACUCUACAAUAACCUACAGGCUUUGAAUCUGCCUCACCCGCAAGCGGUCUUCGAGCUGGGCUACUUUGUGGACAAUCCCAAACCUUUUUGGACGCUGGCGAAAGAGCUCUAUCCGGGGAAGCAUUUUCCCACUCCCGCGCACUACUUUCUCGCCCUCCUCGCCAAACACAACGUCCUCGAAAAGGUCUUCACCCAAAACAUUGACACGCUCGAACAACUCACAGGCAUGGACCAAGACCUUAUCAUCGAAGCCCACGGGUCAUUUGCCACAGCUCACUGCCUCGCAUGCCGUGCCGAGUCGUCCACGGAGCAUGUCCUGAAGUCCGGCGUGAGGCGAGGAGAAGUCGUGCGAUGCCCCAAAGCGCAUUGUGAAGGCCUCGUCAAACCUGACAUUGUCUUCUUCGGUGAGGGCCUGCCAGAAGCCUUCUUUGAUGCCAUGCCAUGUAUGCGUCAAUGCGAUCUCUGCAUAAUCAUCGGCACAUCCCUUCAAGUCCAACCAUUCGCUCGUCUUCCAAAUUAUGCCAGACCACACGUACCGAGGAUCUUGAUCAACCGCGAAGCAGUCGGCUUAAUUGAGAAGCUCGCUAAACCUGAUGGCGAAAAGACCCUAAGUCACAUUCUUGCUGGUCUGAGUCUGCUCGAAGACACCCGCCCGACGGACAUGUUCUAUCAGGGCGACGCCGACGACGCCGUUCGCAAGCUUGCCGAGGAGAUUGGCUGGGCUGAUGAGCUCGAGCAGAUGAUACAGGAGGGGCAUGCGGCGCUAGCGGCAAAGUGGGGUCAGGCCGUGCCAUCGACGCCAUACGAGUCAUCAGGCGAACCCGAGAUCCAAGAUGACGGCAAAGUACCAGCCGACGAGAUACAAAGCCUCCAAUCCCUGCUGAAAGACGCCCUCACCAAGCGCCACACGCAAGACUCUCCCGACAGGUUGUAA